Molecule: messenger RNA, 1461 nt
Organism: Nannizzia gypsea CBS 118893
Lineage: Eukaryota; Fungi; Ascomycota; Eurotiomycetes; Onygenales; Arthrodermataceae
Exons: 4
Coding region: 1-1461 (486 amino acids)
Cellular component (GO): COP9 signalosome
Source: RefSeq, a predicted model, not a curated record
AUGGAUAUAGAGCCCGUAGGGGAGCACCAUGGUCGAAGUUCAAUAACGCCUCGUAUUGUUGUGGACGAGCCACCCAAAUUUGACCUCGAAACCUACAUAUCAAACUACACUGGAAGGACCAAAUUCGCUAGGCUAUACCUCAUCGGAACAUGUUCAAGUUUUCUUGCCGUUGAAGCAUUAAAGAUGGCGGUUGCUGAAGCAAAGUCAGGCAUGGACGUUAGAUGUUACGAAACUGCUGUUGAGGCGCUCAGCCAAGUUGCCCCGUCGGACAGCGAGGCUUUAUUGGACACCGAAUGGAUCAACAAUACUACUAAAGUUGUCAAGGCUGACACGAACAGGUUGGAACGUGAAUUAAAGGGCUACAAGAACAACUUGAUCAAGGAGAGCAUACGAAUGGGAAACGAGGAUCUUGGUAUGCAUUACCAUCGCAUAGGCGACCUGGCUUCCGCUUCUCAUGCAUUUUCAAGAAUGCGAGACUACUGCACAACCACCUCCCAUAUUGCGUCGAUGCUUUUUAAAACCAUAGUUGUUGCCAUUGAUCGCGCGGAUUGGCUGGCCCUCCAGGCGAAUGUUCACCGAUUACGCAGCCUCCAGUUUAAACCUGAAGAUGAACCAAAGUGUAAAGCGAAGCUCUUUGCAUCACAUGGCUUAGCACAACUUGCAGCGUGUUCUUACCAUGAAGCCGCAACGACCUUCCUAUCAACCGACCCAGCCCUUGGUGAUAAUUAUAAGGAUGUGAUCUCACCGAAUGAUGUGGCAGUCUAUGGCGGGCUUUGUGCUCUAGCGUCUAUGAACCGAACUGAUCUCGCCAAAAACGUUCUCGAAAACAAGUCGUUUCGAAAUUUUCUUGAAUUAGAACCUCACAUCCGUCAAGCCAUAUCAUUCUUUUGUGCAUCGAAAUUCCGGCUUUGUUUGGAUAUCCUAGAAGCUUAUGAAUCAGACUACUUACUUGAUUUGCACCUGCAAAGACAUGUCCGGACAUUGUACAGGCGCAUCAGGACAAAGGCCAUACAACAACAUAUCAUACCUUACAGCCGUGUCACUCUUGAUGGCAUGGCCAAGGUGUUUGCACCUAAAGAACAAAUCAGAGACGCACAGGGGCAACUCAAAUCAAGCGGUGCAUUUGUGUCUGAGUUGAUUGGACUUAUCCAGAGUGAAACUCUAGAUGCUAGAAUAGAUUUAGAAAAGGGCGUGGUUGUUACUAGCAAACCACCUAUGAGAGAGCAGCUACACGAAAAGGCGCUGGAGAGCAUGCGAGAGUACCUGGAAAAUUCGCACUUGCAAAUACUGCGCAUCAAUGUGUUUAAUGCCACGAUGGAGGUCCCGGGAGCUUCUGUAUUCGGUAGCAGAGCUGAAGCCGAGGCCAUGGCAGCUCAAGGGGCAGCUUUUGAUGACCAGGGACAACGCUUUAGUCGGAAGGGUCUUGCAGCGAAGCUAGGAUCUGCAUUCGGUGAUAGUUAA